Molecule: messenger RNA, 1053 nt
Organism: Dipodomys ordii (Ord's kangaroo rat)
Lineage: Eukaryota; Metazoa; Chordata; Mammalia; Rodentia; Heteromyidae
Gene: A3galt2
Product: alpha 1,3-galactosyltransferase 2
Exons: 5
Coding region: 34-1053 (339 amino acids)
Biological process (GO): carbohydrate metabolic process
Cellular component (GO): Golgi apparatus; membrane; vesicle
Molecular function (GO): hexosyltransferase activity
Source: RefSeq, a predicted model, not a curated record
GUUCAAUACUGAGUGUCUAGCUGGCUUCUCCCUAUGGCUAUCAAGGAGAGACUCAGGGCAAGGAAGAGACUCUUCUGGCGGCUGAUGUUACCUGCAGGUCUCAUAGGCCUGUUCCUGUAUGGGUUGCCUGUGGUCAGGUAUCUGGAAACCUUCAUCCCCAUGGGUGUCUGCCCUUCAGCCAUAAUGCCCCUGCUGAAAGACAACUUCACAGGUGUCCUGCGUCCCUGGGCUCGGCCUGAAGUUCUGACCUGUACCUCCUGGGGCGCUCCUAUUAUUUGGGAUGGCACCUUUGACCCAGAUGUAGCCCAGCAAGAGGCUAGAAGGCAGAACCUCACCAUUGGGCUGACUGUCUUUGCUAUAGGCAGGUACUUGGAGAAGUACCUGGCGCGCUUCCUGGAAUCAGCCGAGCAGCACUUCAUGGUGGGCCAGCGCGUGGUGUACUACGUGUUUACUGAGCGACCGGAAGCCGUGCCCCACGUGACACUGGGCACGGACCGUUGGCUGCGUGUGGAACACGUGACGCGGGAGCCGCGCUGGCAGGACGUGUCCAUGGCGCGCAUGCGCACGCUGCACGAGGCUCUGGGCGGGCGCCUGGGCCGCGAGGCGCACUUCGUGUUCUGCAUGGAUGUGGACCAGCACUUCAGCAGCGCCUUCGGGCCCGAGACACUGGCCGACCUGGUGGCGCAGCUGCACGCCUGGCACUACCACUGGCCGCGCUGGUUCCUGCCCUACGAGCGCGACACGCGGUCGGAGGCGGCACUGUCGUCGGAGCAGGGCGACUUCUACUACCACGCGGCCGUGUUCGGGGGCAGUGUGGCGGCGCUGCGCGGGCUGACGGCGCACUGCGCGCGGAGCCAGCUGCGCGACCGCGCGCGCGGCCUGGAGGCGCGCUGGCACGACGAGAGCCACCUCAACAAGUUCUUCUGGCUGCACAAACCCGCCAAGGUGCUGUCGCCCGAGUUCUGCUGGGCCCCCGCCAUCGGAUGGCGGUCUGAGAUCCGCCACCCGCGCCUCCUCUGGGCUCCCAAGGAGUACAAGGUUGUGCGGAACUAG